Messenger RNA from Branchiostoma belcheri (Belcher's lancelet), 1494 nucleotides. Its product is annotated as beta-1,3-galactosyltransferase 1-like. The record is from RefSeq and is a predicted model, not a curated record. The transcript is spliced from 4 exons. Gene Ontology annotation, cellular component: membrane. The coding region runs from base 46 to 1494 and encodes 482 amino acids. Lineage: Eukaryota; Metazoa; Chordata; Leptocardii; Amphioxiformes; Branchiostomatidae. Gene Ontology annotation, molecular function: hexosyltransferase activity.
AUAGCAAUUCUCAUGUUACAGACCCGCUGAACACCAGGCAUCAGCAUGGUUCGCCUUUGGGCCAGACUUACCUUGAAGAGAUUCGUUAUUCUGAGCACAGUCGCGGGUUUUUUCUAUAUCAGCAGCUUGGUGGUUACACGUUGGAACACCACAGAAGCGAAGGAAAAUGAGUACAAAGACGGUCUGACCAUCACUUCGCCACAGCCGCUGGAUGAAAACAGGAAUUUGUCAGUGAUGACAAAUAACAGUGACCGGGGUGAAUUAAAGUCGAUAUCAGCCCCCGUCACGGUUGGGGGUGCACGGAAGGAAGACUCUCAUGAGAGACCUGGAGGAUAUGGGCAUCACUUGGGAAGGCGAGAGAAGGAAAGCACUGAUGACAAGAGAGUGGAAAUAAGUGGUGACUCACAUCGUCAUCAAGCUGGUGUGUUACGCCGAAGGGCGGUUAUACCGGCUAUACCGAUACAGAUACAGAUGAGAGCGGUGAAAGCGAAGAUAGAAAAAGAAAAUUCCCAAGUUCAAACGUACACCACAACUCAGGAGUCGGGGCACACGGAUACAGAGGUCAUCAACCCUCACCCUUACACCUUCACCAUCAACAACCCUGGGAAAUGCAGCGUUUCAGACGUGUUUCUCCUUAUCAUGGUGACAUCAGCGCCCAUGAACAGUUCACAGAGACACGCCAUCCGUCGAACUUGGGGCAACGAAAGUAACUCCGAGCCCGGAACUGUCAUCAAAACGGUCUUUACGGUAGGGAAAACAAACAAAUCUUCGAUACAGCUCGGACUGGAACGUGAAAACAUGCUCCAUAAAGACAUCAUCCAGGAGGACUUCGUGGAUUCGUACAAGAAUUUAACUCUGAAGACAGUCAUGUGUCUGAAGUGGGCGUCAGAAUUCUGCCCCGGGGCCAAGUUCGUCAUGAAAGCUGACGACGACACGUUUGUGAACAUCUACAGCUUAGUCAGACACCUGAAACAUAUGCCUGCAAGCAACACCAGCAAACUGGUGACAGGGUAUGUUUACACGGGUUCAAAACCGGUUAGAGUCAGCCACUCAAAGCGAGGGAAAUAUGACAAGUGGUACGUAAGCAAGGAAGAGUACCCGAGAGAAACGUUUCCCAAAUACCCCUGCGGGUUCGCUUACGUGAUGUCCAACGACGUCAUACGGCCGCUGUACGAAGUGUCGUUGACUCUGAAGUAUGUCUUCUUGGAGGAUGUGUUCCUUGGACUUUGUUUGGAGAAACUGGGAAUCGAACCCACGCACCAGCGCGGGUUCAAUAUAAGGAAGGCAGCGAUAACCCACUGUAUUUCUGAUAAACAACUGGCUUCCCACUGGCACAAAACGCCUCACGAUAUGGUCCACGCUUGGAACAGACUCAGCCACAACUGUAAAGUUGAAAAGUAUCAUGCACGCAAUCAGGCAUAUGUGCAUCUUCGGAGUAUCCGCGAGUGGGAAUAUCUCGAAAGACUUUAUAAUACAAACAGGUCUCUUAUCUAG